UUCUCCGUCGCGUUGCUCCCCGGCCGGGUCUCCCUGCCUGCCAAACGCCAUGAAGCCCCGCUCGCCGCGCGGCCACGGCGCCACCGCCGCCGCCGCGCUCCUCCUCGCGGCGCUGGUCCUCUCCGGCGACGUCCUGCCAGCGGUGGGGGCCGGAGGCCCAUCGUUCAACUACAAGGACGCGCUCACCAAGUCCAUCAUGUUCCUCGAGGCGCAGCGCUCCGGCAAGCUGCCGCCCAACAACCGCAUCAAGUGGCGCGGCGACUCCGGCAUGGAAGACGGCAAGCUCGCCCACGUGGAUUUGACCGGCGGGUACUACGACGCCGGCGACAACGUCAAGUACGGGCUUCCGCUGGCGUUCACGGUGACGACCCUCGCGUGGACGGCGAUGGCGUUCGAGCACGAGCUGAAGGCGGCGGGUGAGCUUGACAACGUGCACGCCGCCAUCCGGUGGGGCACCGACUUCUUCCUCAAGGCCUCCGCGAAGAAGAACCACCUCUGGGUCCAGGUCGGCGAUCCCAACGCCGACCACCAGUGCUGGGUCCGCCCGGAGAACAUGCCCACGCCGCGCACGCUCUACGAGAUCAACGAGAAGACCCCCGGCUCCGAGAUCGCCGCCGAGACCGCCGCCGCCAUGGCCGCCUCCUCCAUCGUCUUCCGCAAGGACAAGUCCUACUCCCGCCGCCUCCUCAACAAGGCCAAGCUGCUGUUCCAGUUCGCCAAGACGCACCAGGGAACGUACGACGGCGAGUGCCCGUUCUACUGCUCCUACUCCGGCUACAACGAUGAGUUGCUGUGGGCGGCGACGUGGCUGUACCUGGCGACGAAGAGGCAGGUGUACGCGGACUUCAUCGGGCACGAGGCGAUCUCGUCGAGCGUGGCGGAGUUCAGCUGGGAUCUCAAGUUCCCGGGGGCGCAGGUGCUGCUCGCCGAGCUCAACAUGACGUCCAAUGGCGGGCUCCAGAGCUUCAAGGCGCAGGCCGACAACUUCGUGUGCGCCGUGCUGCCGGACACGCCGUUCCACCAGGUGUUCAUCACACCGGGCGGGAUGAUCCACCUCCGCGACGGCGCCAACUCCCAGUACGUGACCAGCACCGCCUUCCUGUUCGUCGUCUACAGCGACGUGCUGAGGCGGAUCAACCAGCCGGUGAUGUGCGGCGCGCAGGCCGUGCCGCCGGCGCGCCUCCUCGAGUUCGCCAAGCAGCAGAUGGACUACCUCCUCGGCGCCAACCCGCGCGGCCGAUCCUACGUCGUCGGCUUCGGCGCCAACCCGCCGACGCAGCCGCACCACCGCGGGGCCUCCACCCCGGUUCUCCCGCCGGGGUACCAGGUGAACUGCGGCAUGAGCUUCAGCGAGUGGUUCACACCCGACCGGCCCAACCCCAACGAGCUCACCGGCGCCAUCAUGGGCGGCCCCGACGGCGGCGACAACUUCUCCGACAAGCGCGGCAACUCCUCCUGCACCGAGCCCUGCACCUACAUCAACUCCCUCUCCAUCGGCCCCCUCGCCGCCCUCGCCAUCCGCGGCGCCAACCUUCUCGCCACCCACUAAUUAAUCACUAUUAAUUACUAAUCACUCAAUUACUGUAAUUAAUUACUCUUCUGCAUCAAUACGGACGAUAAAAUAUGGAUCCAUUUCAA
This is a messenger RNA of Oryza brachyantha (malo sina), 1638 nucleotides long. RefSeq names its product endoglucanase 8. The transcript has 4 exons. Bases 50 to 1549 code for a protein of 499 amino acids. NCBI's taxonomy places the organism in Eukaryota, Viridiplantae, Streptophyta, Magnoliopsida, Poales, Poaceae. The record is from RefSeq and is a predicted model, not a curated record. Gene Ontology annotation, molecular function: hydrolase activity, hydrolyzing O-glycosyl compounds. Gene Ontology annotation, biological process: carbohydrate metabolic process.